GAAGAUAUCUGAAAAGGGACAUGUAGAUAUCUUGAAUUGAGGUGAAUUAAAGAUAUCUUGAACUGGAAUUAUGACUAGUCAGAAUCAAAUUGUAGAUAUCUGAAACUGGAAUUACAGAUAUCUACAAUUCAGUUGCAGAUAUCCGUAAUUCACAAAGUGGAUAUCCGCAACUGAAUUGUAGAUAUCCGCAAUGAGAAACCCCAUAGACAUGAAUGGCGAAAAUGACGUCAUUUCGCCUAGGAGGAAUGUCUUUGUGGAUAUCUGAAAUGACAAUUGCGGAUAGGAGGAAUGUAGUUGCGGAUAUCCGAAAUGUUAGUUUUGACUAGGCGAAACUGAAUUGCAGAUAUCUGCAAUGUAAAUUCCGGAUAGUCAAACUGAGUUAAUAAAUGACAAUUCGGCUUGCCAUAAGAACCGGAUGCUCGGGGUUCGGAAGCGUUCGGCUGUGGUCGACAGUCACGUACGCACGUGUCGUUGGUUUGACGUCAGCACAUCUAUGUAGUAGCAGGUUUGAAAUCAGGAAGGAAAGUUGCGUUUUGUUUUGGCUCCGUCAUUACAAACAACCGAUUACUAUCUAGAUACCAUGGACCCAGGUCAUGAGAACCAAGGCUCCAGCAGCUGCCCUGUGUAUGUGCACAAUCCCCACUUGAAGACGAUGAAAGAGGACGUUCUCUACCACUUUAACCUUGGGACCUCAACUCACAACCUGCCAGCCCUGUUUGGUGAUGUCAAAUUUGUGUGUGUCGGGGGAAGUCCCUGGAGAAUGAAGUCGUUCAUUGAAUACAUUGCUGGAGAGCUUGGCUUAGAGGACCCCAAAUCAGAGUACCCAAACAUAUGUGCCGGAACAGAUCGUUAUGCCAUGUACAAAGUGGGUCCUGUCCUCUCCGUCAGUCAUGGAAUGGGUAUACCAUCCAUCUCAAUCAUGCUGCACGAGCUAUUAAAACUGCUCCAUCAUGCCCAUUGUACUGAUGUUACCAUUAUACGGAUUGGUACUUCUGGUGGAGUAGGGCUUGAACCCGGAACGAUCGUCAUCACCAAGCAGUCUGUGGACGCCACCUUUCUACCCAAGUUUGAGCAGGUGAUCCUUGGGAAGAAUGUCGUACGCAGCACUGACCUGGACACAGAGCUGGCUGAACAGCUGCUGCAGUGCAGUAACAGGCUCAACCAGUUCAAAUCAGUUAUUGCCAACACCAUGUGCACCAUGGACUUCUAUGAAGGCCAGGCCCGCCUUGACGGAGCAUUCUGCUCCUACACCCAAGAGGACAAGCAGGACUACCUUGCCAAAGCGUAUGCAUCCGGAGUUCGCAACAUCGAAAUGGAGUCCUCUGUAUUCGCUAGCAUGUGUAAACUAAGUGGUUUGAAAGCUGCUGUGGUGUGUGUCACACUCCUGGACCGCCAGAAGGGGGACCAGCUGAGCGGCUCUCAUCAAGUCCUCCAUGACUUACAGCAACGGCCUCAGAUUCUAGUUGGCCACUUCAUUAAAAGUCAGCUAGAGUCCUCAGGGAAAAUCUAAGCUGAAGAUUGUAUUGGGAAAAUCUUAAAGUCUUUGAGUGGAAUGCAUUGUUUGAUAGUUUUUGUUUCUGUCAUUUUAUUAAUUGUGCGUAGCUCAAAGCCUGGAAAUCCAGAAAGCUGUAGGGUCUGGCAACGAGUAAUGAAAAUGGCCCAACUCGAGGGGCGUCAUCAAGCAUGCAUUUGAAAAUAUCACUGGAUGCAAUUGGAUAACACAACAACCAAUCAGGAAAAAACAUGGGGUGACGUAUCCAGUGCGACACUCUGAUCUCGCCGGCAGGGAUGUCACGUGGUUCAUGUAAACCUGUAUGGUUCCAAAACACGUCGCGUUGCUGUGUUCUUCAAUGGGACUGACGGCAGCGAUUGCAAUAUUGAAUGCAAAUGCAGAUUCCACUGCCUAUCAUCUGCACGCUGCAAAGGAGGAUACACCAUGUAAAGCUGGACCCAGUGUUUGAGAUGCAGAGUGUUGUGAAAAAAAUCACAAAGAUUCUAAGAACAACGAAGCAAACAUACAUUUGCAGAUGAUUAUCUCCGGUACGGAGACAUCAGUGAUGUCGAGACAUUUCCACGGGCUGUUCAUCAGGCACGGUUGCAUGUUGCUACUGAGCUGCUUCAGUGUAAG
This is a messenger RNA of Gadus chalcogrammus (walleye pollock), 2128 nucleotides long. It is a transcript of the gene upp1, whose product is annotated as uridine phosphorylase 1. Gene Ontology annotation, molecular function: uridine phosphorylase activity. Gene Ontology annotation, biological process: nucleotide catabolic process; uridine catabolic process. Gene Ontology annotation, cellular component: cytosol; cytoplasm. The record is from RefSeq and is a predicted model, not a curated record. NCBI's taxonomy places the organism in Eukaryota, Metazoa, Chordata, Actinopteri, Gadiformes, Gadidae. The coding region runs from base 581 to 1510 and encodes 309 amino acids. The transcript has 10 exons.